This is a messenger RNA of Varroa destructor (honeybee mite), 773 nucleotides long. RefSeq names its product ribosomal protein L18 (gene RpL18). Gene Ontology annotation, molecular function: structural constituent of ribosome; RNA binding. NCBI's taxonomy places the organism in Eukaryota, Metazoa, Arthropoda, Arachnida, Mesostigmata, Varroidae. Gene Ontology annotation, cellular component: cytosolic large ribosomal subunit; ribosome. Gene Ontology annotation, biological process: translation. The record is from RefSeq and is a predicted model, not a curated record.
GAUGGCGCACGUUAGCCACAUUUCGACUCUUUUUCCCGGCAACGUGCUCGCGUGAAGGGUGUUCGUCAUUUGUUUAGCGAAAACCGGUUGAAAUCACCCAAAAAUGGGUAUAGACAUUUGCCACAAGAAUGAACGCAAAGUGGUACGGCGCAAUCCGAAGAGUGACAACGUCUACCUGCGUCUGCUCGUAAAGCUAUACCGCUUCCUCGCUCGCAAGACCAACUCGAAAUUCAAUAAGAUCAUCUUGAAGAGGCUCUACAUGAGUCGUAUUAACCGGCCUCCGAUGUCGACUUCGAAGAUCGCAAAGCUGAUGGCGAAGCCCGAGCGUUCUGGAAAGAUCUGCGUGGUGGUCGGCAGCAUUACUCACGAUACUCGCUAUUUCCAGAUGCCCAAGCUGACCAUUGCCGCCCAACGUUUCUCCGACGAGGCUCGCAAGUGCAUCUUGCGCAGCGGCGGGGAGUGCAUAACUCUCGACCAGUUGGCUCUCCGUGCGCCCAAGGGCCAAAAUACUGUCUUGCUGUCGGGUAAAAGGACUGCUCGCAAGGCGUGCCGAUACUUCGGGCCUGCUCCUGGAGUGCCCGGAAGCCACGCUCGCCCCAGGGUCAUUUCGAAGGGACGAAAGUUCGAGCGUGCCCGAGGCCGCAGGAAGUCUAGGGGCUUUAAGGCCUAAAUUCGUUGUAUACAGCAUCGCGUACAAGGCCGCUAUCAUCCCUAAAAACGGUGGACGAUAUUCAUGUUUUGCUGUGUGUCUAAUAAACAUGGUGAAAUUGAAA